AGUCUAAAUACCUUGUCGAGUACUUCCGAUACAUUACGGUCAUAUUCCGUUACAGAUCUAGAGCUCUUUAAAAACCUCCAACAUAACGCGCUGACAUCCAAACACAUCGAUCCGGCAGGAAGAACAACAAUGUGGAACGAGCACCUGUACCUCGGGAUUAUUUUCGUGGUCAUCCAUUUGACAGCGUCUCAGCAGAUGAGAAGGAAAGAUAUCUUAGAUAGGCUUUUGAACAGUACGGAAUAUGACCCCAGAAUCGCUCCUGAUUUCGAGAAAGACUAUGCAACAGAAGUAGAUGUGCAGCUUUUUGUCAUUAACAUUAACUCAAUUAAUGAAAUGUCGAUGGAUUACAAACUUAACGUCUUCCUGCGGCAGAUCUGGAUAGAUCCACGUCUGGAUUUUUCUCAUCUAAGCAAUAUUGACAGUCUGGAACUGGAUCAGAGGCGUAUACAGGAUGUCUGGGUUCCAGAUACGUACUUUCAGAAUGAGAAAAGCGCAACUUUCCAUACAGUUACUGUUCCUAAUAAGCUCCUCCACAUAAAGAAUAAUGGACUUGUAACAUACAGUGUCAGGCUAUCAUUAACGCUAUCCUGCAUGAUGGAUCUGAGGUUUUACCCUAUGGAUGACCAGACAUGCUCCAUUCUAAUGGAAAGUUUUGGUUACUCUAUUGAAAACGUGCAUCUCAUGUGGAAUCCAGAUAAUGACGUCAUAAUUGGUGCUGCAAAAGAUGAUGAACAGACCUUGCCGAAGUUUUAUUUCUACAAACCAAUAGAAACUCUUGCGUGUUCGACAGUGAAUUCUUUCAAUGUGACAUUCUCAUGCCUUGAAGCCAAGCUGUUCCUCAGAAGAAACCUAGGUUACUACAUGUCACAAGUAUUCAUACCAAGCAUGCUGAUAGUCAUGCUUUCCUGGCUUUCAUUUUGGAUUCACGUGGAAGUGGUUCCUGCGAGAGUCUCACUUGGAGUCAUCUGCGUGCUUACCAUGACAACGCAGAGUUCCGGUUUAAGAAACUCUCUUCCCCGUGUUUCCUAUAUAAAGGCAAUAGAUAUCUGGAUGGCCAUUGGAUUAUUGUUUGUAUUUGCAGCGUUACUAGAAUAUGCUUACAUCAAUGUGCAGACAAGAAAACACCAUAAACAACCAAAGAACGACGAACUUCCGGAGAAAAGUGUGGACACAGAGCAUAAAAAGAAGAGAGUGGAUCUGAUGAAGAAGGCCCGCUUUGUGGACAAAGUCUCCAGAAUUGCCUUUCCUGUGGCAUAUGUGAUCUUUAACAUUGUCUUCUGGAGUGUGUAUUUAUCAAAGUAAAUAAAUUACAGUGAUGGAUGUUUAUACAGCCGAAAAUGACAUAAAAAGCGAGCCCUUAUAUUUGUAAUUUUUAUCACUACUGUUAUUGUGAAAACGAAUAGUUGAGAUUCGAGUCGGUCUUUCUACACCAAUCUCAUAAAGUAUGCUUUUUUUAUACUGAUUGUAUUACGACAUAAUUUAUUUUCAUUUUCAUUUUUAUAUAUCAUUAACUAAUAAAUGAAUAAAAAGUUGUUUUUCA
This is a messenger RNA of Ostrea edulis (European flat oyster), 1540 nucleotides long. RefSeq names its product glycine receptor subunit alpha-2-like. NCBI's taxonomy places the organism in Eukaryota, Metazoa, Mollusca, Bivalvia, Ostreida, Ostreidae. Gene Ontology annotation, cellular component: neuron projection; synapse; membrane. The record is from RefSeq and is a predicted model, not a curated record. Bases 130 to 1302 code for a protein of 390 amino acids. The transcript is spliced from 8 exons. Gene Ontology annotation, biological process: regulation of membrane potential; chloride transmembrane transport; nervous system process. Gene Ontology annotation, molecular function: chloride channel activity; transmembrane signaling receptor activity; extracellular ligand-gated monoatomic ion channel activity.